Molecule: messenger RNA, 543 nt
Organism: Penicillium griseofulvum
Lineage: Eukaryota; Fungi; Ascomycota; Eurotiomycetes; Eurotiales; Aspergillaceae
Exons: 1
Coding region: 1-543 (180 amino acids)
Source: RefSeq, a predicted model, not a curated record
AUGAAAAACAACUCACCAGACAAGAGAGCAUUUAAACAGAGCUCUUAUACCGCAGAACUCGAUCCCUCCUUCCUCCUUCCGAUCUUUCCUCUCACACCUACACACACCACCAAACAAAUCCAGAUCAGCAAAUACCCAGAGCCAAAACUACCCAUCCUCAAUUCCAACCCCAGAAAGAUGCAGAGCAUGUUCUACUUCGACGGGGAACUAAUCCCAGAACCCGAAUACGAUCCCCGCCAAGUCCUCAACUGGGUGAACGUCUACAUCAAGGCACGGGACUCUCACUCAGAUGAUGAGACCCUCAUGCGCACCGUUGCCGCAUAUAUCAGAACUAGCACCGCCUCGAUCUCUGUCCAUGCCAAGCAUCACGAGCACCCUCUGUGCGUCUCUAUCAAGGUGCCCGGAGACUACCAUUCCAACAAGGCAUCUAUUUUCGCGGCGGCCGAGCUGCAGGCUGACUACUAUUGCCAGGAGAUUCGGAAUGGGAGAGUGCGGAUUAAUCGGGCGUUGCUUUUCCGACGGCAGGUGUCCGAUCGGCGUUGA